GGCUCAAGGAGACACUGAGCAAACAGCUUUUCAGAGAGCUUCAACUCAGCUGUCAGAAGGGGCAGUUUGGUUCCUGUGCAGGCAAUACUCGCAUUCCAAACUGCAUUACAGAAAAGCCGGUGGGUUUGUAUGCAUUUUUAUUAUCAGUUCCAGAUUAGGAAUUCGAUGCUAAUUUCUUCUUAAAGCCUGUGUUUGCAGUAGAAUUUAUAUUCUAAAACAAGCAAAGGAUUGUGAUGUUUUUUUCUCACUAGCUCGCUCUUUUAUUUUUUUUCCCCCAUCUGGCUUUAGUCCAAGGACCUUUUUCGCUUGUUCAUUACAUUCUCAAGAUGAAGCACCCGUUGGUUACAGCAGUGCUGGUAGUACUGGUGCAGAUUGCUCAGAGUUUCCCUGCCUUGUACCACCGAGGUUGGUGGAAGCUGUUAAGGGAAGGAGAUAGCUGUGGAAAAUGCAAUUUGGCACUUUGCUCUGAGCCUAAAGACUGUCCAGCCGGGACUGUAUUGGACCGCUGUGGCUGCUGUCUGGAAUGUGGAAACGUGGAAGGUCAGAUCUGCGACUUGGACCAGGGCAAUCAUUUUUACGGGCAAUGUGGGGACCACCUUGAGUGCAGGCUGGAUGCUGAUGAAGCAAGGUUUGGGGAAGUCCCUGAACCCCAGUGUGUGUGCAAGUCUCAAGAGAGCAUCUGUGGACCUGAAGGGAAAACCUACGAGAACAUCUGUCAGUUCAACAAGGCUUACGCUACAAAAAGAAAUAUCAGCAUGAAACAUAAAGGACCAUGUGAAUCAGCUCCUGUCAUUUCUGUGCCACCUCAGGAUGUCCAGAAUUUCACAGGCAAUGACGUCAUUUUUGGCUGUGAAGUGUCAGCCUAUCCUAUGCCACACCUCGAAUGGAAAAAAAAGGGGAAUAAAAUGUUUCUGCCAGGCGAUGAUGCACACAUCUCAGUACAGGCAAGAGGUGGGCCUCAGAAGUAUGGUGUGACAGGCUGGCUGCAGAUUCAAGGCCUCAAAAAAUCAGAUGAAGGCGUUUACAUCUGCCACACCAAAAAUAAGCAUGGUGCGACAUACGCCUCUGCAAGACUGAAAGUCAUUGAUGGCUCGUCUACUGCAUUUGCAUUUACAGCUGGCAGUAGAAGUGCAAGCUACAGCAUUGAAUAUGGGGACUAUUAUGACCAUUCUGAUGAUGAAGACGAGGAAGAAUAUGAAUCUGGGGACUACGAAAAUUGAAACAGCUCUGCAUAAUAAUUUUUAUACUUCUGUUGUCCAAUACCUUUCUUACUGUUACAUUUACUAGUAGUCUCCAUGCUGUAAAUGGAUCCACUGAUAACACACAUACUCACUUGUGUAUACACCUUCCUGAAAUACAGCUUUGGCUGAAGGGUAUCAUGCUACUUAUCAGAAAUAAGAGCAGUUGUAAAUUCAGACAUUUAGACUGUUAAAUAAAAUUCUUA
This is a messenger RNA of Eurypyga helias (sunbittern), 1444 nucleotides long. Its product is annotated as kazal-type serine protease inhibitor domain-containing protein 1-like. The transcript is spliced from 4 exons. Gene Ontology annotation, biological process: regulation of cell growth; regulation of signal transduction. NCBI's taxonomy places the organism in Eukaryota, Metazoa, Chordata, Aves, Eurypygiformes, Eurypygidae. Gene Ontology annotation, molecular function: insulin-like growth factor binding. Gene Ontology annotation, cellular component: extracellular region. The record is from RefSeq and is a predicted model, not a curated record. Bases 327 to 1220 code for a protein of 297 amino acids.